Molecule: messenger RNA, 3246 nt
Organism: Salvia splendens (bonfire salvia)
Lineage: Eukaryota; Viridiplantae; Streptophyta; Magnoliopsida; Lamiales; Lamiaceae
Product: late blight resistance protein R1-A
Exons: 3
Coding region: 131-1498 (455 amino acids)
Biological process (GO): defense response to other organism
Molecular function (GO): ADP binding
Source: RefSeq, a predicted model, not a curated record
CUAAGCAAUCUAUAACAACUCACGUCAUCGUUUUCUACCCCCGCACCUCUAUUAUUGAUUCCCUUCUUCAGUUCUCCUCAGACUACUUCUCUCUUCAAGACUUCAAGCAUUUGAUCAGCUCACACCAACUAUGGCAGCUUAUGCUGCACUUGCUUCCCUUGCUCAAAUUACAGAUCUGAAUAGAAUUCAAAACAAAUUUCUCUUUUCUAUCGACGCAAAACAAAAAGUCAGAUCUAUCCAUGAGUAUGUCACUUCCUUGCUAUCGUUCCUUGAAGAUUGUCCCCAGAAAGACUCCCAACGGGAUGGCAAGAUGAGAGAUGUAGCUUAUAAAACAGAAGAUAUCAUUGAAUCUCUCAUGUAUCUGCCGAUAGGAAAUCGUCAUUCGACAGAUGUAUUGGAGGAGCAGCUGAGAUGUGUGACAGAGGAGUUUGGUUUAAUGGCUGGACAAGUCAUGGAAGAUCGACCUGCUGCUGCUUCAUCAUCUUCAUCAUCGUCAUCAAGACUUGCACCUUUUGGCAACGAUCCAGUGAUUGGUUUGGAAGACGAUUUGAUAGCAAUGAAGUAUCGGUUAUGUUCUCAGCCAUCUGAUCUUCAGAUUAUCCCCAUUGUGGGUAUGGGGGGAAUUGGUAAGACCACUCUCGCUCGAACUCUUUACAAUGAUCGUUCAAUUGUGGAACAUUUUGAUGUUCGUGCUUGGCUCACGGUUUCGCAAGAUUAUAGUCCUCAUAGGUCUGUGAAAAUGCUCUUCGAUUCAUUGAAUUUGUCUAGAGAGAUUGAUGAAUCUGAAAACCUCAGUCUAUAUAUAUAUCAACACUUGAAGUGGAGGAGGUAUCUCAUUGUACUGGAUGAUGUUUGGGAAACAAGGGUUUGGGAUGAUUUAAGGAAUAUAUUCCCAGCUAGUGAUUGUAAUGGCAGUCGAAUCAUGUUAACUGCUAGGGAAUUGGAUAUGGCUCCCAAUAGCCCUCCUCAUAAGAUGCGGCCAAUGGAUGAUUAUCAAAGUUGGGAGUUGAUUAAGCAAAAGGUGUUCCCAAACAGCGAUUGCCCUCCUAACUUAGAAGAUGUAGGGAAAAAGAUUGCUCAAAGUUGUACAGGACUACCCCUUGCUGUUGUUCUGGUUGCUGGAUUGUUGUCUUCAGUCAAUGUGACUCCAUCUUCUUGGGAGGAAAUUGCUGAAAAUGUAAGACAAGUUGUUUGUCGGGGUUCAGAGGAUGUACUCUCUUUGAGUUACACACACUUGCCUCAUCAUUUAAGGCCGUGUUUUCUCAUUCUUGGAGGUUUUCCAGAAGAUAGGAGUAUCGUUGCUUCAAGACUCAUUAAAUUAUGGGUAGCUGAGGGCUUCUUGAAACAUGAAGAUGGGUGUUGUAAAAGUUUGGAGGAGAAGGCAGAGGAGUAUUUGGAGGAUCUUAUCAAGAGAAAUCUUGUAGAUGUGACUAGCAAGAAGAGUGAUGGGAAAAUCAAGAGGUGCAGCCUACAUGAUAUGAUAGAGACAUGUGCAUAAGGAUAGCCCACGAAGAGAAGUUUCUUCUAACUGUUGAUCGGAAUUUUCUUCCACAAGGCUUGAUGAAAGAGCGACGCAUCAGCUUCAGGCAGUCUGAUACAGAUCAAAAUUGGGGUCAAACGAUCCGUACCAUUUUAUGCUUCCGACCCAAGGUUGUAAUUUAUACUAGCCUAGUUUUUUUGGGAAGCUUUAAAUUGCUUAGGGUAUUGGAAGCAUUUGACAUAACCCUCUGGGAACCCCAUACCGAAAUUUUUGAGUUGUAUCAUUUAAGAUAUCUUGCUCUGAAGCAAUACAUGGGCGAUAUUCCAUCAGCCAUAUCUAAUCUUGUGAAUCUUCAAACAUUGAUCAUUUCUAAACAAUACAGUUCAGGAUUCAAAACCCGUGACCAUUUUCGGUUGCCAAUUGAAAUUUGGGAAAUGUUACAACUGAGGCAUGUUUUCUUGGGUGAUAGUCAUAUAAUGCCUCAUCCCCCAAACUUUUUAGUAUCAAAUCUUCCUCUAGAAAAUCUCCAAACGCUAUUUCCCUUGGAAGAUCUUGUAUGGUAUGAAAAGCUCCUGCAGAUUAUUCCAAUUGUCAAAAAACUGGGACUUGUUUAUUUCACCGAUCAGGAUUAUCGCCUACAUCAUCUUAAGUUUCUGCAUCAGCUUGAAAAGUUGCACAUAUAUGGACAUUCUGGAUUUUCUUGGCGGAGACAAAAUCCUUGUUUUCCUCAUAAACUGAAGAAGUUGACCCUACUGGGUGGGGGAUAUCCUUGGAAAUAUAUGUCCGUUAUUGGUUCGUUGCCUAAUCUUAAGGUGCUCAAACUACUUGGAAACGCUUGCUGUGGUGACACAUGGAAAACUACUGAUGAAGAAUUUCCUCAACUGAUUUAUUUGCUAAUUGAGGAAUCAAGUCUGCUUCACUGGUUAACUGAGAGCAGCCCCUUCCCAAUGCUCAAGUUCCUCGUGCUUCGUUCUUGCGAGGGUCGGCUGAAGAUUCCAGAAGCUAUUGGGGAAAUCGCAACACUUGAACUCAUUCAAGUGCAUGACUGCAGUUCGUCUAUUUUGGAGUCGGCCAAGCAAAUAAAAAAGGAUCAAGAGAAUUGCGGAAAUGAUACUCUUCAAGUUCGUUGUAACAUAACGAGGAGUAAAGGCAAGAUGGCUGCAAGUAACACUUGAGGAGAAAUGUAAAAUAGAGAUAAUUUCAGGACGCGAAUAGAGUGCUAAGAUAUUGAACAACCUCUAAACCCACUAUGGCCUUGCCAAUUACAAUUCAAGUGAAACACAUGCUAAAGACCAUCCCCACCACUACCUAUAAAUAGUCACGUUUACAUCUUCCACCACAGCCACGUCAUCCUCGCCUUUCGCAUUCCAGCCCACCACACCGCGAUGGCCUCGUUUGUAAACUUUCCAUGCCCCAUAGCUAUCAUAAUUCUUCCUUUUCCUUUUUUCUAGCAUUCUAUGCGUCAGUUGACGAAACAACAAGUAGCUGAAGAGAUGGAAAGGAUAAUUCCACGCUCUAAUGCGGCUAAGGAAACUGACGAAACGCCGGAUGUAGUCAGAGACGAAAAUGAGGGUGUGUAUUGUAUGCCGUAGGUAGGCAAAUUUCUUGCGAAUCUUUUUCGGAGGAAUUGAGGAAGUGGCUAUUCUUAUGAGAUAGGCAUGUAUGGUUUUUUUUUAAUGCAAGGAACUCUUGUUUUUGUAUUUAGUACUAGUACUAUUUAUCCUGGCUUCGACGUUUAUUAAAGAGUGGAUGUCUUAUUUGUGACA